This is a messenger RNA of Hevea brasiliensis (rubber tree), 3136 nucleotides long. RefSeq names its product pentatricopeptide repeat-containing protein At2g35030, mitochondrial. The coding region runs from base 177 to 2150 and encodes 657 amino acids. The record is from RefSeq and is a predicted model, not a curated record. The transcript is spliced from 3 exons. Gene Ontology annotation, molecular function: RNA binding; protein binding. Gene Ontology annotation, biological process: RNA modification. Lineage: Eukaryota; Viridiplantae; Streptophyta; Magnoliopsida; Malpighiales; Euphorbiaceae.
AGCAUAAAUUAAGGGACCUCAUUAUUUUUCACUUCGGUAGCCAGUAAGGCAUUAAUCACCAGACCGCCAUUGUAGACCGCACCACUAACCACGCGCCUCCGAUCACUACAAUGAUGAACUUUAUUAUUGAAAUUGAUGAUUGAGUCAUAUGGAUUUGGUUCUUAAUUAUCAUUGUGAUGAUUAUGGUGUCCCGCUCUCGUUUUUGGCAUCGAGUUUUGAAACUUCCCUUCACAUUUUCAUGUCUUCGCCAGUUAAAUCCUUCCUUCUCUUCUCUCGCGAAACAGAACCCAACAAGCUUCGUGAAUCGGAUUCCCAUUUCCGUCAAUGGAAGUUCGAGGCUGAUGCCAAUUGUUUCCUAUACAUAUGAGUGUAACACAAGGAUAAGUAUUUUAGGCCGUCAUGGCAAUGUCAAUGAAGCGAGGAAGUUGUUCGAUGAAAUGCCUCACCGUGACACCGUUUCUUAUGCUUCAAUGAUUACUGUUUAUUUGAAAAACAAUGAUCUUCCCAAAGCUGAGAGGCUUUUUUGGGCCAUGCCAGAAAGAAAUAUUGUUGCUGAUUCUGCAAUGAUAAGUGGUUAUGUCAAGGCUGGCCAACUUGAUAAGGCUCGUGAUGUUUUUGAUCAUAUGGUGGAGAGAAAUGUGUUCUCUUGGACCAAUUUGGUUUCUGGGUAUUUCAGGAUUGGGAAAGUUGAUGAGGCUCUUCGGCUCUUCUAUCAAAUGCCUGACAAGAACGUGGUCUCGUGGACUAGUGUGGUUGCGGGUUAUGCUCAAAAUGGUUUCAUUGAUCAAGCUCGUCAUAUUUUUGAUCAAAUGCCAGAGAAAAACAUCGUUGCUUGGACUGUUAUGGUCAAGUGUUAUGUUGAGAACGAUCGAAUUGAUGAGGCUUUUAAGCUUUUCUAUCAGAUGCCCCAGCGGAAUCUAUAUUCUUGGAAUAUUUUGAUUUUGGGUUGCAUAAAUUCUAAUAGGCUAAAUGAAGCCAUUCAACUAUUUAAUUCAAUGCCUCAUAGGAAUACUGUUUCUUGGACAACAAUGGUCACAGGUCUGGCUCGAAAUGGAAUGACUAAACACGCAAAGGAGUAUUUUGAUCAGAUGCCUCAAAAGGACACAGCUUCAUGGAAUGCUAUGAUCACAGCAUAUAUUGAUCAAGGCAACAUGGUUGAAGCUAGUGAACUUUUUAAUUUUAUGCCAGAAAAGAAUAUUGUGAGUUGGAAUGUGAUGAUUGAUGGGUAUGCAAGAAAUGGGCCUGGAGGUGUUGCCUUAAAGUACCUAAUUCUCAUGCUUCAGUCCAAUGUUAAGCCAAAUGAGACUACUAUCACAAGUGUAUUGACACAAUGUAAUAGCAUAGUGGAGCUUAUGCAAGCUCAUGGCCUAGUGAUUCAUCUUGGCUUUGAGCAUGACACAUUGCUUUCCAAUGCUCUCGUCACUAUGUAUUCUAGACGUGGUGAUGUCCUCUCAGCUAGGUUUGUUUUUGAUCAGCUUGAGGCAAAGGACAUUGUGUCAUGGACUGCAAUGAUAUUAGCUUAUUCAAACCAUGGUUGUGGUCAUCACGCCUUACAGGUCUUUGCACGAAUGUUAAGAUCUGGAGCUAAGCCUGAUGAGAUUACAUUUGUUGGACUCUUAUCAGCUUGUAGCCAUGCAGGUCUUGUCAAAAAAGGUCAAAAGCUCUUUGAUUCAAUGGGUUGUGCUUAUGCUAUAGAACCGAGGGCUGAACAUUAUACCUGCCUUGUAGACAUCCUGGGUCGUGCAGGAGAAGUGAACAAGGCAAUGAAAGUGGUCUCUGAAAUGCCUCAACAUGAACGUGAUGGUGCUGUUCUUGGGGCAUUAUUGGGGGCAUGCAGAUUGCACAGGGACGUUAGAUUGGCAAACCAGAUUGGCAACAAGCUAAUAGAUCAAGAGCCAACUAGCUCAGGGAGUUAUACACUCUUGGCCAAUGUGUAUGCAGCAUGUGGGAAGUGGAAUGAGUUUGCACAAGUAAGGAAGAAGAUGAAGGAAAGAAAUGUGAAGAAAGAACCUGGUUUUAGUCGAAUCGAAGUAAAAGGAGCUGAGGAGAUGGAACUUUCUAUUUCUUUUGAUGAUCAAGAGAGGAUCAUUGAAAGCCUUCUUGUAUGCCAGUUACUAGAUAGAGAUUCCCUCUCUCAAAAUCAUCAAUAGUUUCCUUUAAUGCAUGACCUUUGAGAACUUGAGAAAUGAUAUGGCUGACAUUGGGUUGCAAACUCGCAAUAUGCAGAUCAAGUAUAUCUGCCAUGCUUGAGUGAGCUUGGUCCAUGCAUGCUUGGUGAUGACUUCAUUGAAGGUUCAUAUAUUGACUGAACAGCCGGAAGGUUUCAUUGCAAGAUACCAAGAAGCCUCUCCCUUGAUCCAAGGGCUCAUAAUUAUUAAAGGUGCACCUCAAGAGCAAGGUACUGUAGCAAUCCUCUCUGGCAAGAAGAAGAAGGUCCACUUUUUGGAAACACUCAGCAUCACAAUUUCAAGUCUUAAUCUUUGGAUUUUUUUUCAACGGGAGGGGGCAGAAGAUCUACAACUACAACUCCACUGACGCUCAUGGAGUACUAAACAUGAUCAGCGGGGUAAUUUUAAUUCACAGUGGGGCUCUUAUAGCGAGGUUCUUAAAAAGGUUUCAAUCUGCAGAUCCUCUAUGGUUCUAUUUGCUUUGUUGGUUGUCAAAUUUUAGUAUAUAUCAUGUAUGUUACUGGCUGGGGUACUAGGCUUGCUCUUGGCAUUAAAUCUGCUGGAAUUAAAUGGUGUGCCCCCACCAAUAUAUUGGCAUUAACACUACAGGUGGUUGUUGCAUGUUGCAGACCAGACAGAAGUAGCAAGCAUAGAUGCUACUUUAAUUUUUUCACUAUACUGUGGGAUAUGUACUACAUAAUAAUUCUCGGUAUUAUUAAUAUACUUUGGCAUAAUAGCAUUGCUUGUGUUUGUAGAAAUGUUGUUGCAAGUAUACACACUUUUUUUGAUUAAGAGAGCCGAGGAGAGAUGUCAGAAUGCUUAGCAGUUCAAGAAACUGAAGAAGAGGAAGUUUAGAUGAGUUUUGUUUCUUUUUUUUACAUAUCCCAUGUAAGUUAUCUUGAUACAAUUUUGCUGUAGAAGAAAACAAUGGUAGCUGUUAUACAAUUUGUUUAAUGCUUUUUAGUUCC